Molecule: messenger RNA, 3054 nt
Organism: Fundulus heteroclitus (mummichog)
Lineage: Eukaryota; Metazoa; Chordata; Actinopteri; Cyprinodontiformes; Fundulidae
Product: RING finger protein 222
Exons: 1
Coding region: 184-816 (210 amino acids)
Source: RefSeq, a predicted model, not a curated record
GUUCCAAUUAAACAAGUUUCUGCUGUCACAGGUGACAGGCCCAGUUUUACAAGACUCCCUGGCCUCCGCCCAAAAGCCAACGGCGCAGGUGAAAUGAGGAACAAGGACCCGGGAGCACCUCAGUGUGCCUUUACCAAGAGUUAUUAACCUGUAGACGACCCGCGUUCAGUAUUCUCUACCUCCAUGGCACUUUACAGGGAUGAGAGCCAAGAAGACGCCGAGUGCCCCGUGUGCUACGAGAGUCUUUCGGGGAGCGAGCGGACUUUAAGCUGCGGCCAUGUAUUUUGUCACGACUGCUUGGUCAAAACGCUGGUCAGCAUCAACAGCGACGGAGUCAUCAGGGACAAGAUUGCCUGCCCCAUCUGCCGACAUCUGACAUUCAUCAAGAGGCAAAGGGACGCGCUGGUGUCACUCGCAGCGACCAAGGGUCCAGAUGAGGGACAGACGCUGGAGGUGCCUCUUCCCCCAACGCCGCCGCAGCUCCGGAGCGCACAGCGCGCCUCCGGGGACAGUGCGCUGAGCCCAGUUCACGGGACAGUCCACUGCUGCUGCCGGAGUAUCUUUCCAGGCGUCCGUCGGGAGAGGUUAAUCGGCCGCAACCACAACGCGUGUCAGAUCUUCAUCAUCAGCGCCCAGGGGCGACCGAUGGCCGAGGAGGACGCGCGCGACGUUGUGAUGACCGUGCUCCAUCACCAGCCUCAGCGCAGAGGAAGACGCAGGGUUUGCAGCAUGGCGCGCUGCUUACUCUGCUUGCUGUCGGCGUUUACUGUUCUGGCACUGGUGGCCGCGACUUUACCGUGGAUUUUAUUGGCAUGAGUGCAACUAAUGACGCUUGUAGAACAGAGGUCGAUCAAAGCGACUUUUCAAGACACUUGUUCCAUGGAAAGUCAGCUCUGUCAUUCAUUUGUUUGUGAUCUGUUCCCCGUACGGGAUGUGGAUUUGACUGAUCAGCAUCACAUGUAUGAGCUAUGUUAAAGUAUUCAGUGGGAGUCACGUUAGGCUGUGGUUUCAGACAAAAUCUGUCAUUUGUCUCCUUGACUGAAAUGACCAAUAAAACAUAAGCGUUUACUGGCAUACAAAGUGUAUUACCAAGCCACAGUCUAAAAUAAAGCAUCGCCUUAACAACAGGAUUAAUUAGGCGACAAAUUCAUGCGUCUUGUUUUGCCAGUAUUUAAACCGUAACUCGCCAAACAAAUCUUCCCAUAAAUCAGAAAGUUGUUAAAGAAGUCCAGUGUUGUGGCAGCUGUUGCUGUCGACUGCCUUGUUUUCAAGCAGCAGGCUGCUGGUUUCAGGCCAAACCUGUAGAGACACAGCCUCUUACAAACAAACGCACUCCCUGUACAUUUUCACACGUAUUUUCUCCAUGUCACAACCACCAUGUGCUUUACUGGGACUUUAUGCGACUGACUGACAGGAACUGGCUGAUGAUUGUAAACUGAAGGGAAAGCAGAUUUAUAUUUUCACGUUUCUUUUUUAAAUCAAAUAUUUCAAAGAAACAUCUAUUGCUUUUCUUUGAAACACAUCAAAGUUUGUGGUUGCAGCAAACUAUGACCGUGAAGCAGGGAACGUUGAGCCCUGUAUUGUUGAACUACAAGUGUUUCUGAAGGAAUGGGAGAUAGGUUUAGUAGGAUUUGGAGAGACGAGAGCAGUUUGUGUAAAAACAACUGGUAAGAAUCCUUUAACCAGUUGCUUAAAAGAGAGAAAGAGAGAGAGACACCUUUAAAGGAUCUGUUAGAAAUAAUUCAUGCACCGAUGGCAGCCCCAAGGAGAUGAGCUGUGCCUGUUUACUGUAAGGAGAGACACUGCUUGACUGAUUAGGUUACCACAGAAAAUGUAGCAUUAGAUCAAGACUAAAGUAUAGAAAGUUAAAUGAACACUAGUCACAAAUGUAGCCAUUUAUUGCAAGAGCUGUCAUGUGCAAAAAUGUUCGCAGUUCAUUGCGCAUUUCGUGGCUGAGCUUAAGAAAUAGUUAGACUCUCCUGCUGCUUAUGAAUCACCAUCAUUUUUUUUUUUACCACGGUGUACACUCCCAUUGUUCUCCUGCUGCAAUCCUUCAACCAUCCCGCUUGGCCAGUUCCACUACUUACACACCUCAACAGCCUUCUGCUACCUAAUCACAUACUUUUCCAUGCAUGUUAGUAUAAUAAUAUAAUUAAUAAUAGUAAAAAAACAACAACUGCAGAGUAGGUGUUUGUUGAUUAAAAGAAAUAAAGCAACAAUUACCAAGUGGGAUUAUUAAAAAUGUAGAGUUUAAUAUAUAUUUAUUUCUGACAUUCUGAUAAGGAUUGCAUGUAGGCUUCACAGUACACGCUGUGUUCCACUUGUUAUGCUAAGCAGAGGACGAAGGGUUGGGCAUGGUGGGCUCAGCAAGCGGCAGAUUUAAUUUAUACAUUAGUUGUGAAAGCAGAAGGAGGCUGUACAUCCACAGGCAAUCUCCGCUCCUCCUCUAUAUUGCUCAAAAUCCCACAAAUGACCGUCCAUUGCGAUUUACAUUCUAUCACAAUCCCUUAAAAUGACAGUGCUUAACAAAAAAAAAAAACAAACAAAAAAAAAAACGUUGGUUUGAUCAAAUAUUUUCAGAGUGCAUGCAUGUCACUUUUUGUCCCUUUUCAAUUAAAACCCACACAAAAUGGAAACUUGUCUUUGCUUUAGAGCAACAUACCUAUAGUGAUUGUGUGGAAAAAGACCCACAGUCAUUAAAAAAUACCCUAAAUAAAACAACAGAACAUUGUGAGGAAAAGAAAAAAAGUUGCUUUAAGGAAUAUGCACUUGAAGAAGAUUGCUGUAAAGUUAAUGUACAGUAGCGAACAAAAAAUAGGACUCACAUUUUUAGGGAAAGUACAGAUGCUUUUUUGUCCUCUUUGUAUUAACUUAAUUUUCACACCAAUAACGAAUUGAAUGCAUGCUUCCUGGCGGCUGUAAAAUCCAGUUGUGAUGCCUUAAAGCAUUCGAGUAAUACUGCCAUGGGAUGAUAAAAAGAGAUGCCAACAGUCCCAAACUUAACAUUUGAUCCUAGCUCUUGUAUAACCUCUUGGGUGGUCUGCCAUUAAAAAA